UUUUUUUUUUUUUCACGAGGCAAGCAAAAAGAGCCGCAUCUCGCAACUUGCUUCUCUCACACUCCCGCCAUCUCUCUCGCGCGCGCGUCCCGCUCCUCUGUCGUCUCUCCCCUCUUCUUCUCGCCAUACCGGUCCGCCAAUUUGCGCACCUAUUCCAUUGCAUUGGAGUGGCAUAGCGUCUUCUCGACCUGCGCCGAAAGUCAGAAGAGCAGCAGCAGCAGCAGCAGCACAGCCCGGGACCGCCGUUGACCGAAUCCGCCCCCACCGCCCAUCGCCGUCGCCGCCGCCGCCGCCGCGCUGUGACGUACAUCGCCGGGUUGCGACGCCGCCUCCACCUCGUUCAGGCGUGACAGACAGACAGACAGACAGGUUUUACACACCCCCAACGCGACUUGGAUCGGAAAACCUCUAGACGACGACAUCCUGUUCUCUCUCGCUCUCGGGACACUGAAAGAAUCGUCCGUCCUGCUUCUCGCAACCGCCCUUCGUCCCCCCCCCCUCGCGCCGCCGCCCGCUGGUUUGUUGCAUUCCCCUCCCCCGAACCGAACCCGAACUCAAGUUGCGGGCCAACCUGCCUUGCUCCUGCCACCACCACCACACCACGCCACACCACGCCACACGCGCGCGCGCACGCGCAUACGACAGCUACCGCCACCACCACCACCACCACCACCGCCUCUGGUCGUCGCAACAUCACCCAACCCACGAGGCCUCAUCACCACUGCCCAAACGGGCCGCCGCUACUACCACAACCACCAUCACCUGAACCAGACGAGGGGAGAGAGAAAAAAAAAUCAUUCUCCUCUCUUUUGCGCCCUUUCCCCCCCUUCCUCUCUCGACACCGCCGUCUCGCUCCUUCCUCUUGGCUCCCACCGGCCGCCGCCGCCGACGACUCACUCACACUCUUAGACACACAUUCACCCCACGCACACCAUGUCCCCCUCGUCCUCGUCCUCGUCCUCCCCGGCCGAGGCCGCCGCCUCCCUCGUUGGCGACAAGCUCCCCGACCGCGCGCAGGUCGAGGAGACCAAAAGGGCCGCCGCCUCGGGCCUCCUCUCGCAGCUGCGCGCCCUCGGCGCCGGCGGCUUCGGCGGCAUUUGCGCCGUCGUCGUCGGCCACCCCUUUGACCUGGUCAAGGUCCGCCUGCAGACGGCCGAGCGCGGCGUCUACUCGUCCGCCGUCGACGUUGUCCGCAAGAGCAUUGCCCGCGAUGGCCUGCGCCGCGGCCUGUACGCGGGAGUCAGCGCCCCUCUGGUCGGCGUGACGCCCAUGUUUGCCGUUUCCUUCUGGGGCUACGACCUCGGCAAGCAAAUCGUCUCGGCCUCCAGCCCCGUCGACCCCGUCGCCGGCCUGUCCAUUGCGCAAAUUUCCACGGCCGGCUUCCUCUCCGCCGUGCCCAUGACGGCCAUCACCGCCCCUUUUGAGCGCGUCAAGGUCAUCCUCCAGGUCCAGGGCCAGAAGAAGCUCGCCCCAGGCGAGAAGCCAAAGUACAACGGCGGCCUCGACGUCGUCCGCCAGCUCUACCGCGAGGGCGGCCUGCGCAGCGUCUUCCGCGGCUCCGCCGCCACCCUCGCCCGCGACGGCCCCGGCUCCGCUGCCUACUUCGCCGCCUACGAGUACAUCAAGCGCGCCAUGAGCCCCCGCGACCCCGUCACGGGCAAGCCCACCGGCGAGCUCUCCCUCACCGCCGUCACCUGCGCCGGCGCCGCCGCGGGCGUCGCCAUGUGGAUCCCCGUCUUCCCCGUCGACACCGUCAAGUCCCGCCUGCAGACCGCCGAGGGCCACGCCACCCUCGGCGGCGUUGUCCGCGAGCUCUACGCAAAGGGUGGCUACCGCGCCUUCUUCCCGGGCUUCGGACCCGCCCUCGCCCGCGCCGUCCCCGCCAACGCCGCCACCUUUCUCGGCGUCGAGCUGGCUCACCAGGCCAUGACCAAGGCCUUUGGCCCGGCGUAAAAGAGCCCUUCGCCCUUCGCCCGCCUCCUGCCCCAAAGCGAGAGACGAAGACCGACAUACACACAUGUACAUACACACAGACACACACAGAAAGAGGGGCGAGGGAGAGGUGGUGAGAACCAGAGAGGGGGAGAGAGAGAAAAGGAGGAGGGGAAGAUACGCAUCACGUCCUUGAAUAAACGUGUCUUGCUUGCCCCGUCACAUAGCCCGGCGGGCGUCUUGGAAUAGAGAGAAAUAUGGGACCGACAUCAUGGAUCUUUUUUUUGGGCCAGAGUAGCGGAAUACCCCAUUUUCGCGCUCUCGGUCAUGGGGGCGGCACAUUGUGUGGUAGACAUUGGCCUUGUGACUUAUCUUGAUGGGUACAACAAGAGGCUCGCACAUGCAGACGCGGGCAAUCUUUACAUGAGUAUUGAAUAGAUUAGAUUUGGACCC
Molecule: messenger RNA, 2385 nt
Organism: Purpureocillium takamizusanense
Lineage: Eukaryota; Fungi; Ascomycota; Sordariomycetes; Hypocreales; Ophiocordycipitaceae
Gene: CRC1
Product: carnitine transporter
Exons: 2
Coding region: 934-1953 (339 amino acids)
Biological process (GO): carnitine transmembrane transport; mitochondrial transport
Cellular component (GO): mitochondrial envelope
Molecular function (GO): O-acyl-L-carnitine transmembrane transporter activity
Source: RefSeq, a predicted model, not a curated record